Molecule: messenger RNA, 2310 nt
Organism: Adineta steineri
Lineage: Eukaryota; Metazoa; Rotifera; Eurotatoria; Adinetida; Adinetidae
Source: the annotation of a GenBank genome assembly
AUGAAUGAUAAUAAGAGUUUUAUUUGUAGGAAAACCAAGAGUGAAUCUCUUGGUAACUGUGAACACAAUGCAGAUUGUAGAUGCAUUCUUAAAGCAACUCUUUCACAAUUGACAUCGAUACAGCUUCAACAAAGUUCUUCAACAGAUACUGAAUCUAGACCAUUAUCUUUAUUACAAAGAUUAUCAUUACAACUAGUAAAAUCGAAUGAGCACCAAACUAUUCCAUUUGAUGUAAUAGUUCGACAACAAUUCAAAGAUUUACUCAAUGAAUCUAUACCUGAACAACAUCAACGAUACUUUGGUAAAUAUUUUACUGAUGAUAUAAGUACUAAAACAUUUACUAUCAAUGAAUUUGGUCGAUUAUUUCAAUUAACAUCUUUACUUUCUAAAAGAAUUUUAAUAGUAUUUAAUUUAAAUGCAUCAUAUGAAAAAAAUUCGAUAUCAGGUGAAGAUAUCAUUCGUCUAGCUCGUCUUCUUUGGAUUUCACCAAUGUCAAUCAAAGCUUUUAUACUUUUUAAAUUAUUUGAUAGUAAUGAUAAAGACAUAAUAUCUAUUAAUGAUAUUCGUUCAUUUUAUGAACAAUAUUUAUCAGAAGUUAAAUAUUUUAAAGUUGAAAGAAGACUUCAGGAAAUUGUAGAAAUAUUUUUACAAGGAUUUUUUCCAUUAAAUAAUGAAAAUCAACAAAAACAAGAAUUAAGUUUUGAACAAUUUCAUCACAUUCUUCAAGAAAAUCCAUCUGUAUUUCAAACACUCUAUCUUAUUAGUAUACCUGAUCAAGACAAUGAAGAUGAUGAACAAACAAUUUGGUUUAAACGAUGGUGGAUGUAUAUUAAAAAUAAUACAAAUCGUAUUGCUUUUCUUAUUUUAUAUAUUCUAAUAUCAAUUGCAUUAAUUAUUUAUGUGAUUAUUUAUCAAGUUAUUAUUCUUGAAAAACAUUCUGUAUCACAAGUUAUUGCUCGAAUUGGUGGUAUGUUAGUUAAUUUUAAUUAUGCUCUAGCUGUUAGUCUAAUGCUCAAACGAACAAUGACUAUUAUUCGACGUUUAUAUUAUCUUCGUAUAUUUAUACCAGUUGAUGAUCAUAUUGAUGCACAUCGUUUCGUCGGUACAAUGCUAUUUAUUUCUGCUAUGAUACAUUCUCUUGGCCAUUCAAUUACUUUUGCUAUAAAUCUUAAUGGACAUUCAUGGUUUUCAUUAAUGUUUACAACAGCUGCAGAAAUUGGUUGGGUUGGUCAUUCAGCUACUAUUACUGGUGUUAUUCUAUUUGUAUUACUUAUAAUUAUGGUUAUUUGUUCAUUUCAAUGUAUUCGACAACGAUCUGGAUGUUAUCAAUUAUUUCGUUAUACUCAUUAUUUAUUUUGGCCAAUUUUUAUUCUACUUGUACUUCAUGCACCGAAUUUUUGGAAAUGGGCUAUUGGACCAAUGGUAUUAUUUUGUUUUGAAAAAAUUUAUUUAUUUAAACGAUAUCUACCAAAAUAUGGUCGUACAAAAUUAAUUUCAAUUCGAAUUGAAGAUGAACAUGUAUUAUCACUGAUGAUUGAAAAACCAUCAAAUUUUAAUUUUCAUGUUGGAGAAUAUAUUAAUAUUUGUUUACCAAAUAUCGUUCGUAAUGAAUGGCAUCCAUUUACAAUUUGUAGUAGUCCAGAACGAAAAGAUGUACUUCAACAAAAUUCUGAUAAUAAUAGUCAAAUGGCAGAAAUUAUUGUGGAUAAUUUAAGCAACAAUUCAGAAACAAAUUCAGGAAAUUUGUUAGUUUAUCCAAGAGAAAUUACAUUUACUGAUAAACAAAAAGAUGCUAUUGCUUGUAUAGAAGGUCCAUUUAGUACUUGUACAUCGUAUAUAUUUGAUUGUGAACAUGUUGUAUUAGUCGGAGCUGGUAUUGGCAUAACACCCUAUAUAAGUGCUUUAGAAAGUUUAAUCUAUCAACUACGAGAACAACGUUCUGAACAAGAAUCAUAUUUAGCUGCUACAACACCACAAGAAACAACUAAUUCACAAGAACAACGAUCAAGAUAUCUUGAUAUUCAUCUUUAUUGUACAUCAAUACGUAGUCAUGAACAAGCUAUGUUAGGCAAUCUUCCUUAUAAUCUUGUUGCUAAUAUGUAUGAAGUUAUACAACAUGAAGAUAUGCAUACACAAUUAAGAACACCAACACAUGUUGGACGACCACCAUGGAAAUUAUUAUUUGCAAAAUUUAAAGCUGAACAUCGAUCAACAAAUGUAUUUUUUACUGGUAAUAGAAUUAUGGCAGAUGAAAUUAAGAAACAUUGUGAUGAACAUACUUUUCGAUUUCAACAUGAACCUUAUUUUUGA